Molecule: messenger RNA, 519 nt
Organism: Argentina anserina (silverweed cinquefoil)
Lineage: Eukaryota; Viridiplantae; Streptophyta; Magnoliopsida; Rosales; Rosaceae
Product: auxin-responsive protein SAUR50
Exons: 2
Coding region: 1-519 (172 amino acids)
Biological process (GO): response to auxin
Source: RefSeq, a predicted model, not a curated record
AUGUUUGAUCUCUCCUCAUUUCUUUCCAACUUUUACCAUCUUAGUCCUUACGUCAAGAACACUCGUUCCUCACUGUCUAGCCAGAAGAACAUAAAAAGGAGCAGAAUAUCAGGUUCCAUGAAGCUCAGGCUCAUAAUUGACAAGCUACAAAAGGGCCUCUCGCUCUUAGCAACCAAAGGCCCUCAUGAUGAUAAUGAUGAAGAGUUCGAUGAAGACGUGGAGAUAGCGAAGAAAAUACCGGAGGAUGUAAAGGAAGGACAUUUUGCAGUCUUCGCAGUGAAGGGUAAGGAGACAAAGAGGUUUGUGGUUAAGCUAGAGUCCUUAAACAAUCCUGCAUUUUUGAAAUUACUAGAGCAGGCAAAGGAAGAAUAUGGAUUUGAACAGAAAGGUGCUCUUGCAGUUCCCUGCAGACCUGAGGAUUUGCAUAAGAUUCUGGAAAACAGAAGGGAGAAGAGUAAGACUAGUGCUACAAUAAAUAAUACUCAUAGUAAUACUCAAAACCUCAUUGAAGGAUACUAG